AACCCUCCCAUCUUCAACACCACAACCCUUAAUAACGCCUCCCCUCUAUAUGCAACAAUUACAUUCUGCACAAAAUCAGCAGAAGAAGAAGAAGCUUAGAUAGAUCAUGAGCAACGUUCCAAAGUCUCUAACCGACUCUUCUCUCACCCUCUUCAAUCUCGCCAUCUCCGCUUCCGAUCCCUGGCCUUUCUCUCUCAUCAUCUCCUCCUUGUAACCCAGUCCCCUAGCUACCUUUCUUCAUCGAUCGCUUAAUUGAUUCCCGUCCGGCGACUUCUAGAUCGAUCUCGAACGCCGAUUUCGAUUUCGAUUUCGAUUUCUCUUUUUUUUUUUUUGUUUGUUUAGUUUAACAGAAUUUUUUGAUCGAGAUGGGUAGCGGAAGCGGAGAUGUUUUUCACGUUCAUCACGUGAAGCAGAGAGAGGAUCUUCGGAGCAUACCGAAAGGGUGUUUAGCGAUUAUGGUGGGGCAGGGGGAGGAGGAGCAGCAGCGCUUCGUCAUCCCUGUCGUCUACAUCAACCACCCUCUGUUCUUGCAGCUUUUGAAAGAGGCCGAGGAGGAGUACGGAUUCAAGCACGACGGUCCGAUUAAUAUCCCCUGCCACGUGGAGGAGUUUCGUCAUAUCCAGGGUAUGAUCGACAAGGACACUUCUCACCACCACCACCAUCAUGGCCAUGGCCGCCACCACCAUCACCACCACUCCGGGUGCUUCAAGAUCAGAGCUUAAUCAAUUAUAUUUGCUGAUUCAAAGUGGUGUAAACUGUAAAGUUGUUAUGGUUACGGCUUUUGGUUUUGGCAUUCCAUUUUCUUUGUCAUUAUGUUGUUGUCGACGGUUAUAUGAUAUUGACGAAAAUUAAUUAUACCAUUAACAUCUAUUAUUACCCUUUUUUUCCCUUUCUUUUUUUAAGUUGUAAUUCAUGAAA
Molecule: messenger RNA, 918 nt
Organism: Ipomoea nil (Japanese morning glory)
Lineage: Eukaryota; Viridiplantae; Streptophyta; Magnoliopsida; Solanales; Convolvulaceae
Product: auxin-responsive protein SAUR32-like
Exons: 1
Coding region: 366-722 (118 amino acids)
Biological process (GO): response to auxin
Source: RefSeq, a predicted model, not a curated record